Molecule: messenger RNA, 1226 nt
Organism: Anneissia japonica
Lineage: Eukaryota; Metazoa; Echinodermata; Crinoidea; Comatulida; Comatulidae
Product: mediator of RNA polymerase II transcription subunit 6-like
Exons: 6
Coding region: 34-834 (266 amino acids)
Biological process (GO): regulation of transcription by RNA polymerase II
Cellular component (GO): core mediator complex; mediator complex
Molecular function (GO): transcription coactivator activity
Source: RefSeq, a predicted model, not a curated record
CAGUGUUUGAACGAACUAAAAUUAAAAACAACCAUGAGUGGGAAUUCCAGUAAUAAUAGCCGAUAUCAAAAUCAAGGAAACGACGUUACUGAAGACAAUCCCCUUCACAUGACAUGGCAUGACAGUGCUUGGAUUCCAUUGUUGGAUCCGUCCAACGUGAUGAACUAUUUCAGUGAACGCAGCAAUCCUUUCUAUGAUCGCAAAUGUAAUAAUGAGAUAGUGAAAAUGCAGCGUCAAAACCCAGAACAACUUAUCAACAUGAUCGGUCUUGAGUAUCAACUUCUUCAUGUACAUGACCCAAUCUUAUAUGUUAUACGUAAACAGCAUCGGUUUUCCCCGACUAAUGUCACGCCUCUGGCUGAUUAUUACAUCAUAGCAGGAGUUAUUUACCAAGCACCAGACCUUUGCUCAGUCCUCAAUGCUAGAAUGUUGACAGCGGCUUUCAACAUUCAGUCUGCAUUUGAGGAGACACUUUCUUUUUCUCGUUAUAAAUCAUCAUGUGGUUACUGGUGGGAGUUUAAAGACAAGGCAAAGCAAGAGAAAGAAAAGAAGAAACCAAAGAAGGAAGAGCCAGCCUCGAUGUUUCAACGGCAAAAGGUUGAUGUAUUGCUCAGCAAACUAGCGGACAGAUUCCCACCCAAAGUAGUACAGCCUAAACCAGGUGAAAAACCUAUUGUGAUGGAACACAAACAUACACCAGAGUUUAUUGAUACCAGCAAUAUCAAAGAAGAGAAGGGGGAAAAUCAUUCGGGAUCUGGCAGUGGUGAUGGGUUUGUAUCCCCAGGCUCAAACAUCAAACCCCCAUUGGCCAAGAAACGUAAGCUCAGUAAAUGAACACUAGAACUACAGUAUAUUCUGCAGUGUUUGUAUGACAUAAAUUCCUUGAGAAUGGUGAGAGGUGCCCUUCUGUUACUCUUACGUUGAUGGUGAUUGCAAUCAACAAACAAUUAUUAUAGAUGAUGUUAGCACAGAAGUCAGGUCAGAAAAGCAUAUCCUGGAUGGAUGACCGUGGUUUAUGCCACUUUUGCUGCUCCUCGGCAAUGUACUGGAUUUUGAUUUUAUUUAUUUUAGGAAAAGGAAUUACUGAUAUGUCUAUAAAUAUACUAUAUGUACAUGUAUCUAUCUUAGCUCCAACUUGCCAAUAUUUAAUGCACAGAUAGAAGCUGUUGGCACAUCGGUCGUGGCUUGGACUCCCAACCUUAAGUUUUGGGGUUCGAAACUCUCGC